GCCCAUAGGGCUUGGUACCGAGGACGAUUCCCUCAACUGUGUUACUCGUGGAGUUUAUUGAUUCGUUGUUCGAAAAGUCAUUGAGUCACAUUGCACUGUUUUGGAAAGGAUUCCUGUUCCAACACGUCUUUUAAACACAACUUAUACCUAGUCGGUGUGACCAAGAAAUUUUCCUUCGCACGCAAGUAGACGUUGAAAUUUACUUCCUUGUUAUGGAGGGUUGGCGCUGAUUAGUGCAGUUCUUCAGUCCCAGCGGACAAAAGUUUUCAAAAAUGCCUCGUGGAUUACAGCUCUUACUGCUACUUUUAGCUGUGCCAUUGCAGUAUUUGAUAUGCCAGUGGACUAGUCCAUCUGCAAGCGAAAGGGCUCAGCUGAUCAAACAAUUAUCAAAGCCUCUGACUCUAUUCAGUAGUGGCUACAUUCUGGAUUGGAACACAUGGCAGGAGAUGGUUGUCAACUGGACUCAAUCUAUGAUAAAUAUUUUGCAAGAUGAAGAUGGUGAAUGUCCAGCUGAAGAAGUUAUUAAAUUCCAGGAGAAAAAUGGACACUUUGGAAUGUCAACUGUUCCUCGUACUCCCAGACCAAAGCAUGUGAAAUUUCAUGUGGGCCAAGUAAUUAGACAUAAAUUGUGGAACUACCGUGGAGUCAUCAUUGGCUGGGAUGAGAAACUCAAGGCCUCAGAGGCAUGGACGCAGCAAAAUCAUGGAGAUAAGAAGCACUGGCGUAACAUGCCAAAUUAUGCAAUUCUGGUGGACAUCCGUGAUCGCCCCAGUAGUCAAAUUACCUAUGUUCCAGAGGAAAAUAUUGAACUUAU
Molecule: messenger RNA, 814 nt
Organism: Stylophora pistillata
Lineage: Eukaryota; Metazoa; Cnidaria; Anthozoa; Scleractinia; Pocilloporidae
Product: F-box only protein 21
Molecular function (GO): DNA binding
Source: RefSeq, a predicted model, not a curated record